UCAAGUUUUUUUUCCUGUGUGUGGUGUUGAACGAGAAAAAAGGAAGGCUGUGCGACGUGAGUUUUCCUUCGUCUGUCUAAAUUUUCGAUUUUUAUUUUGGAAAGGUUUUCUCGCGAGUUUGGUGGUUUCACUGGUUUCCAGUCGGAGUUUCCGGAUUCGGGCGUCCGUCGGUGGUGAAAUUCCAGUGCAAUAGCGUGCGAAAAAUCAGUUUUGAGGAGGUGGAAAAUUGCCAAUGUAAAGCACCGUGAGUGACGACUAAGAAAAAGAAGGCCAAAAUUUUCCUGCUCGACGAUCGGGGAGCAGAGCAGUCUUCUUUGACGUUGUUGUUUUUCUGCGCUGCUGUCUAGUUCCCCCGAAUCCAAGUAGCCACACAUUCGAUAUUCGAUCGACGGAAGACGAGCUGAAAAAAAUAGUGAAAACAUUUUUGGUUUUUGGGGUAGAUAUUUUUCGGAACGUCGUGAAUAUUUGUACGAUUGUAAGCGAGACGGAUUUCAGUGAUUUAUAAGCCAAAACAAAACAGAGUGGUGUACAAAGCCCAAGGCAGGAAGAGAGUGAAUUAAAGAUGGAUUCCGACGACGAAAGCUUCGAUGAGCACGAUUCCGGAAAUGUUUCCAGCGGAGACGAUGACUUUGCCAUGGACGUGGACAUCAACAACCCCCGGGAUCGUGGCCAGCAGGAAGAGGACUACCCGUUCGAGGUGCUGACGACGGAGGAAAUCGUCCAGCAUAUGGUAGAUUGCAUCAAGGACGUCAACACCGUUGUCGAGAUCCCUGCCACUACUACACGAAUUCUACUAAAUCACUUCAAAUGGGACAAAGAAAAACUAAUGGAACGAUUUUAUGAUGGAGAUCAGGAGAAACUGUUCAAAGACGCCCACGUUAUCAAUCCAUUUCGGAAGCCCAGCACAGUAAAUAAGCCAAAGAUCAAAAAAUCUGGAACGGAAGAUUGCGAGAUUUGCUAUUCGUCGUUUCCUCCCAGUAUGAUGACUGGACUGGAAUGUGGUCACCGUUUCUGUACGCAAUGCUGGCAAGAGUACCUGACCACCAAAAUCGUCGAGGAAGGCCUGGGCCAAUCGAUCGCCUGUGCCGCUCAUGGAUGUGACAUUCUGGUGGACGACGUGACCGUCAUGCGAUUAGUGCAGGACCCCCGAGUCAAGCUGAAGUACCAACAUCUAAUAACCAACAGUUUUGUCGAAUGUAACCGAUUGCUUCGUUGGUGCACUUCGGCGGAUUGUACCUACGCCAUCAAAGUGCAGUAUGUGGAUGCCCGUCCAGUUAUCUGCAAGUGUAACCACGUGUUUUGUUUCGAGUGCGGCGAAAACUGGCACGAUCCUGUUCAGUGUCGGCUACUGAGAAAGUGGAUAAAAAAAUGCGACGACGAUUCGGAAACAUCUAACUGGAUCGCGGCUAACACCAAGGAAUGUCCGAAGUGUAACGUAACGAUCGAGAAGGAUGGUGGCUGUAACCAUAUGGUUUGUAAAAAUCAAAACUGCAAGUACGAUUUCUGCUGGGUGUGUUUGGGAUCGUGGGAACCCCAUGGUUCCUCCUGGUACAACUGUAAUCGAUACGAUGAAGAUGAGGCUCGUGCUGCUCGUGAUGCUCAGGAAAAGUUCAGAUCAUCGCUUGCCAGAUAUUUGCACUACUACAACCGCUACAUGAACCACAUGCAGUCGUUGAAAUUUGAGCAUAAACUGUAUGCAUCAGUAAAAGCCAAAAUGGAAGAAAUGCAGCAGCAUAACAUGUCAUGGAUUGAGGUUCAAUUUCUGAAGAAAGCCGUUGAUAUCCUCUGCCAGUGCCGUCAAACGCUGAUGUGCACCUACGUGUUCGCAUACUACCUGCGUAAGAAUAAUCAGUCGCUUAUCUUCGAAGAUAAUCAGAAGGAUCUGGAAACGGCCACAGAAAAGCUGUCCGAGUACUUGGAACGUGAUAUUACGUCGGAAAAUCUCGCCGACAUCAAACAGAAGGUUCAAGAUAAAUACCGAUACUGCGAAAAACGCCGAAAAGUGUUACUUGACCAUGUGCACGAAGGCUACGAGAAAGAUUGGUGGGAUUACACCGAUUGAUAAAAUAUUUGUUUCGAUAUUAGUGCAAGUUUCAUCAGCGUGGGACUUUCGGAUGUCCGCUGAGAUAGGUGUACCCCUGUCCCUCCCUCUCCCUCCCAAAUCAGCAAACGAAAGUGAAAACAGCAACCCUGAAAACUCGUAGACAAAUCUAGCAAAAGAAAAUAUUUUCACAACGGAACAAAAUAAUCCGAGAUAAACAAGAAACAGUGAAUUAAAUCAACGGUUGGUUUACAACUUUUGGAUAAUGUGCUAUUGAUGGCGCAAAUACUCCAUUUUUUCAUAUUAUGUGUCAGAAAAAUAGAUUUACAUCACUAUUUGUUGAUAGUUCCGUUCAAAUCAAGAGUUGUUGUUUUCCUGUUUGUCCUCGUUCGUUUCGAUUCGAUUCAUUAAAGGUAAUAGAUUCAACUAGCGCUUAAACAGUUGGUAUAAACACUCUCACAAACGCCGCAAAAUCGUUCGUUCGCAAGAUUGAUUUCGUGCUCGUAAAAAGCGUAAAUGUACUCUAUGUAUAGUUGUAGCUAUUUUCACCUGUUUUCUAGUUGGCCAAGGGUUAUACGUGGCUGGACUCGAAAUGGCACGUAUUGUUCUGUAUCAGCUGUGGGAAGUAUCGAAAACCGAUCAGCAUUCGAUUUUUAGGUUGAGAUUGUUGGCUAAAGUGCAGCAGAAUGGAAAGCAAAAUAGUAUUUGAAUAUGGUAGAGUUUCUCCAUAUAAAUUUUCGUUUACAGUGUUCAUCUACCUCUUUUUCAACCUAAAACGUUCAACACAAGCACACUGGAGAAUUACUUUAAAAUCAAAAUUAGAAACUUGCCACAUACGAACAUCGAAGUUGUGUUCUGGGAUCCUCAACAAGAAUAUUGUCGAAUGAGACAUGACCGAUGACAGACAGAAGAUCUAAGGGAUAAAUUAUCGAGGAAAUAAUUGUUCGAAAAAACAGAUAGCUGUUUGUAAAAAUAACCGACUAGCUAUUUACGUACCCGAUGAUGAUGAUUGUUCGACCAUCUAUUCUUUCAGUCAUUUGUCGUUUGACCUAAUAUUAUUCUAUCAAUUUUCCUUGGUCUUGAAGAAAAACCAUUUUGCGAGAUGAUCAAUUAAGCGAUUAUCACAGAGCAAUUGGGUGAUAACUUUCGUGAUCAUUUUCGUAUGUAUACUACACUCAAUUCUGUUUUUACGCGUUUGAUGCG
Molecule: messenger RNA, 3244 nt
Organism: Aedes albopictus (Asian tiger mosquito)
Lineage: Eukaryota; Metazoa; Arthropoda; Insecta; Diptera; Culicidae
Gene: ari-1
Product: E3 ubiquitin-protein ligase ariadne-1
Exons: 9
Coding region: 563-2062 (499 amino acids)
Biological process (GO): protein polyubiquitination; ubiquitin-dependent protein catabolic process; positive regulation of proteasomal ubiquitin-dependent protein catabolic process
Cellular component (GO): nucleus; cytoplasm; ubiquitin ligase complex
Molecular function (GO): ubiquitin protein ligase activity; ubiquitin conjugating enzyme binding; zinc ion binding
Source: RefSeq, a predicted model, not a curated record